AUGGAAGAUGUAGUCACCACCGCCCGAGGCGGAAGGGCCCGCAGCGCCUGCGAUCUCUGCCGGUAUAGAAAGAUUCGCUGUGAUGGGGAAAAGCCCGCAUGUGAAAACUGCCGUUUUUCUGGCGUGACCUGCACCUUUACAUUCACUGGGCAGCCGCGGAAGACCAUCAGAGAGCAACUGUUCGAGGCGAAGGCGCGGCUGCGCGAGUUGGAAGGCAUUGUUGCAGCCCGGGAUCCUCAGGCAGUGAACCAAACUGCACGUGACGGUUCGUCGUCGUCUCCGAGUCCGUCUCUCGGCGUCUGUUCGGCGUCUCCUCAUCCGCACGACUCGUCGGAUUUUGACACGGCCAUGGAGGUCUUUCGGCAGCACCUCGAGUACUGCUGGCCAGGGGUGGCACAUUCUCCUCAGAGAGCGUCCUUCUACUCCACCGUGUACCGACAGACCGGUUCCAUCUUUGACCUGCAAGGCUUCCUCGCCGGGGUCACUCAAUCCUACAAGUCACAGCACCCGGCCACCCGGCCUAAAGCCAUCCUCCCCAAGUGGCCGACCUACCAGCUCGCCCAGCAGUGCCUCGACUUCUAUUCCGCAGAGGGCCUGUACUCCAUCUUCCCAUGCAUCGAUAUUACCGCGGCCCAGGGCGUCCUGAAGGAGCUUGUCGCGGAACGCCCCAACGCCGACACCCAAGCUCGCACUGCCGAGAAGGCUUGUCUCUUUGCCUUUACCGCAUUCAUCGCGAAGCUCCAUCCUCAUCUGCCCAUGUUUGCCGAUGCUGAUCCAGAUGCCUAUGUGCAUGCGGUUCUCACCCUUGUGCCCAGGCUAAUACUCGAGCCUGCCGACGUGCGCACCCUCGAAGCACUGCUCAUCCUGGCACUGUACAUUGCCCCAACGGGCCAACCCAAAUCCGCCCAGCUGCUACUUUCCAUGGCCGUGCGAAUCCUGUACAACCUCGGAGGGCAUCGAAAAUGCCCCCUGAUCGAGAACCAACGGGCCCACAGCCAUCUCCGCGCCAUGUUCUGGCUCUGCUACACGAUGGAUAAAGAGAUGUCCAUCCGCACAUGCUCGCCCCCUCUGAUCCACGACGUCGACUGCGACAUGGAAUUUCCCCCGGGCCACGGCGAACCCCCCGACUCUCCGGCCCUGCAGAACCUACCGUCCCCUCCGAUCAUUCUGCCCUCUGAUGGUCGUCUCGCCAUGUUCAAGGCCAAAGUCUACUUUCUGCUCUACUCCAACCACCCCCAAUCUUUCCUUGAAGCCCGUCGCCUCGAACACAUCCGCCAACUCGACCAGGAGCUGAGCGAGCUGAAAUCCGGCUUCCCUCUCGCCUUCCCCUCCGAUGCACCGGACUCGAACUCUCCAGAACCCAACUUCCCCGAAUUCAACGUCCGCGGCGUUAGCAUCUACUUGGAGUACUAUUACUGUCUGAGAAAACUUCACGAAGCAAGCAUCACCUCCAGCAUGUCUCUUCCCUGGUACCAGAAUCCGCUCCCGUCGAGUCUGGAACUAUACUACCAAGCCUCGCGAUCCACCCUGCUGUAUUACCUCCGAGCUAAAGGGCUACUCGACACCUUUAGUUUCUGGAUACACGCCCAAUUCAUCCUCUCCGCCAUCCUCUCCCUCUUCUGGUAUCUCAUCCAGGUUCCCACCGCAUCGACUUUCAUGAGCGAUCUCCGCAUCCUGGAAGACACUAAGGAGAUGUUCUCGUCCAUUAACCGGAAUUCGUCCGAUACGAAAUACUUCCCGCCUGUGUAUAUCAUCGAGGCCUUCCUGGAUCUGUUGAUCUCGCUGGCCCGUCAGGCGUUGUCCAAAGCUACCGGUGCUUCGUGA
Molecule: messenger RNA, 1824 nt
Organism: Aspergillus heteromorphus CBS 117.55
Lineage: Eukaryota; Fungi; Ascomycota; Eurotiomycetes; Eurotiales; Aspergillaceae
Product: Zn(II)2Cys6 transcription factor
Exons: 5
Coding region: 1-1824 (607 amino acids)
Biological process (GO): DNA-templated transcription; regulation of DNA-templated transcription
Molecular function (GO): zinc ion binding; DNA binding; DNA-binding transcription factor activity, RNA polymerase II-specific
Source: RefSeq, a predicted model, not a curated record